This is a messenger RNA of Dermacentor andersoni, 897 nucleotides long. Its product is annotated as meiotic nuclear division protein 1 homolog. NCBI's taxonomy places the organism in Eukaryota, Metazoa, Arthropoda, Arachnida, Ixodida, Ixodidae. Gene Ontology annotation, cellular component: nucleus. Gene Ontology annotation, molecular function: double-stranded DNA binding. Gene Ontology annotation, biological process: reciprocal meiotic recombination. The record is from RefSeq and is a predicted model, not a curated record.
UUGAGCAGGCAGACGUGACAGUUGCUUUGUCUUGACUUGCCCGGCAAAUUUGUUUCACACGACAGCACCUGACACGACAUCAUUCGUGUUGGAAAAAAAUUCGCAUUCUUGCUGGCUGCAAUGUCCAAGAGAAAAGGUGUGAGUGCUGAAGAAAAGCGACAGCGGAUGCUGCAAGUCUUCUAUGAAAAAAAAGAUGUGUUUCAACUGAAAGACCUCGAGAAGAUUGGUCCCAAAGAAAAGGGCGUCAUAGCGCAGGCAGUGAAAGAUGUUGUUCAGUCUUUAGUGGAUGACGGCCUGGUGGACUCUGAAAAGAUCGGCACAUCAGUUUACUUCUGGUCGUUCCCAAGCAAAGCUGUCAGUACGAGAAAACGUAAAUUAGAUGAGCUGAAGACAAAAGUGGACGAUGUACAGAAGAAGCUCAAGUUUGUGGAGAAUCAGCUGGCGAAGGCUCAAGUGGGAAGGGAAGAUUCGUCUGAGCGAGAGGAGCUAAUUUCCAAACUGAGCGACUUGGAGUGCAGCCGUGAUGAGGUUUCAGCUGAGCUGGAGAAGCAGAAAGACUGCGACCCCGAGGUUCUGGAGGAGAUCAAGAAGCAGACAGUCGUAGCCAAGGAGGCAACCAACCGAUGGACAGAUAACAUCUUUUCAAUCAAAUCCUGGGUAAAGAACAAGUUUUUCAUCGAGGAGACUGUGCUCAACAAGCAGUUCGGCAUCCCGGAAGAACUGGACUACGUUUAAGCUUCGGUAAACAUCGCCUCGGUCUGUACAUACGGAACCAAUAUUUAACAGAAUUUCGUCAGCUGCGCUUCGCGUGGCUGUGAACUUUAUCCCCUCUCUGCAACAGCUGUUGCGUCAGCCGUGACCUGACACGUAAAUGAAAAUAAAGGUUGUUUGUUGGUG